Molecule: messenger RNA, 581 nt
Organism: Eruca vesicaria subsp. sativa (arugula)
Lineage: Eukaryota; Viridiplantae; Streptophyta; Magnoliopsida; Brassicales; Brassicaceae
Source: the annotation of a GenBank genome assembly
AAAGAAGACCGUAAACACAAAUUAAGAGAGUCGAGAGCGCUACGGUACCGUGGUAUAUCUGUAGAGGGGAGGCCAGUAGGGAGAAUUGGAGAUGCGUUCAGAGGCUUGUUGUUGUUGUUUAGUGGUACAUCAUAGGAGAGCGGCUCUACGGCCAGGUCUUGAGCCUGGUGCAGUUGAUGUCUUCCUUGAAUUCAUCUGUCACUCUGGUGGACCGCUUCCAGAGGAUUUACUCCCACAGGUCAAGUGCCCGGUUCUAAUCGUGCUUGGACGAGCUUAUGGUGAUUUUGAUGCGGUUGAAGAGUUCGUUGUUUUGCCUGAAGCCCGCCACUGUCCUCAUGAUGAGAAGCAGGAAAUGGUGAACCCACUUAUUGAAUCAUUCGUUGUGAGACAUUCAAAGUCCAGUACAGCCUUUACUCCAGGCAUUUGUUCUCACUUUUCUUUUACAUUUUUGCACUGUACAGAAACAUAUCAUCUGAACCAACAUGAACUGUCCACAUGUGAAAACUCAGUGUGAGAAAACAGUGACUGUAUGUAUAUAUUUGAUGAAGUAGAGAGCUCACUAAAGGACACAAACCUUUUGC